Helianthus annuus (common sunflower) is the source of this 1718-nucleotide messenger RNA. RefSeq names its product cytochrome P450 71D10. Gene Ontology annotation, molecular function: heme binding; oxidoreductase activity, acting on paired donors, with incorporation or reduction of molecular oxygen; iron ion binding. The record is from RefSeq and is a predicted model, not a curated record. The transcript has 2 exons. NCBI's taxonomy places the organism in Eukaryota, Viridiplantae, Streptophyta, Magnoliopsida, Asterales, Asteraceae. Bases 41 to 1603 code for a protein of 520 amino acids.
CAUUUCGAUAGUAUCGAGAUAUUCAUAAUAUAUAAUGUAAAUGGUUGUUCAUGCAUUGAUGGCUAAACAAACUGAUCACAGAUUCAUAUCCUCAAUGGAGUUCACUUUCGCUUCGUUUCAAACCAUUUUCUCAUUCCUCUUCGUGUUGCUAGUAAUCAAAACCUUGAACCGAUCAAGAACAAAUCGUUCAACUCCCAAUCUACCUCCUGGGCCACGAAAGCUGCCGUUCAUAGGAAACAUUCUCGAUGCUGCGGGCCCACUUCCGCAUCAUACUUUGGGGAAGUUAGCGAAGAAAUAUGGACCGUUGAUGCACCUACAACUUGGAGAGAACUCCACCAUCGUCGCCUCGUCAGCAAAAACUGCAAAAGAGGUUAUGAAAACUCAUGAUUUAAACUUUGCGUAUCGUCCUUUUCUUCUUGCGGCACAUAUCCUAGCUUAUAAAUCAACAAACAUUAUGUUUUCACCUUAUGGAGAUUAUUGGAGACAACUCAGAAGGAUUUGCAAUACGGAGCUUUUAAGUUCAAAACAUGUGCAAUCACUUAGACCGAUAAGAGAACAAGAGGUCUCCAAUCUCAUCCACACGAUCUCUAAACGAUCAGGAUCUGUAAUUGAUCUUAGUGAAUUUAUUUAUGCGCUAACAUAUGGGAUUACUACACGAUCAGUGUUUGGAAAGAAGGUGAAGCAUCAAGAAGCACUCAUAUCACUCGUUGGUGAAUCUAUAGCGUCUGCUGGUGGAUUUACUCUUACUGAUCUUUAUCCUUCUUCUAAAGUUAUCUCGUUUCUUAGUGGCUUUAGGCCAAAACUUGAAAAGAUGCAUCAGAGACUUGAUAAGAUGUUGAAUGACGUCAUUGAAGAGCACAAAACAAAUGAAGAUGGACAAGGAGAUGCGAAUCAUCUGCUUGUUGACGCUCUUUUGAAAGUCCAGGAGUGUGGCAAUCUUGAAGUUCCGUUGACCGUUGAUAAUAUCAAAGCGAUUAUCUUGGAUGUAAUAGGUGCUGGUAGUGACACGUCAUCAACGGUCAUAGAGUGGGCAAUGUCAGAGCUUCUAAGGAACCCAAGCAUAAUGGAGAAGGCUCAAACCGAGGUCAGACGAGUUUUCAGCACAAAGUCAACCGUCGAUGAAACCGACAUCCAAUCAUUGGACUUCUUAAAGAUGGUCAUCAAAGAAACCUUAAGAUUACACCCUCCUGCACCAUUGAUGCUGCCAAUGGAAAACCGGGAGAAAUGUGAAAUCAAUGGGUAUGAGAUUCCAAUGAAGACUAAAGUGGUUGUGAAUGUGUGGGCCAUUGGUAGAGAUCCAAACUACUGGAAAGAACCAGAAAGAUUUCAUCCAGAAAGAUUUGUUAAUAGUUCAGUAGAUUAUAGAGGGCUUGAUUUUGAGUAUAUACCUUUUGGUGCUGGAAGGAGGAUAUGCCCAGGUAUAUCAUUUGGAUUAGCCAAUCUCGAGCUGCCGCUUGCCUCUUUACUUUAUCAUUUUGACUGGAAAUUAGCAAAUGAAAGUAUGAAGAGCCAAGAUCUUGAUAUGACUGAAUCUUUUGGUGCAACUGUUAAAAGGAAAAGUGUCCUUAAACUUGUACCAACUGUUGUUCAUCCUCCUGCUUAGGGUGAAAUUCUGUAAUAUGUUAUAAAAGAUCAUGUGUGGAUUUGCAUUUGUUGUUUAAAGCUGUAAGUGACACAAAUAAGUAAUCAUAUUUUUUUUGUUUGAAGAUAAUAGUUUA